Molecule: messenger RNA, 1137 nt
Organism: Cuscuta campestris
Lineage: Eukaryota; Viridiplantae; Streptophyta; Magnoliopsida; Solanales; Convolvulaceae
Source: the annotation of a GenBank genome assembly
GGCUGCGGAGUCCAGAUGAACAAAGUCGGUGAAGUCAAUGUUCCCAAAACCGAAGAAGAGUUCACCAACGAAGAUUGCAAAAAGAUGGAGCUCAACGCCAAGGCAAUAAACAUGAUUUAUUGCGGUGUUAACGCGGAUGACUACCGCAAAACAAAUGUGGGAGAAAUUGGAGGUCACCUACGAAGGAACCGCGCAGGUUCGGGAGGCCAAAAUUGACCAUCUCACUCACAAGUAUGAACUCUUUUCAAUGAAGGAAAAUGAGAAGAUUGAGGAAAUGUUUGAGAGAUUCUCUAACAUCAUCAAUCCCCUCAAUCUUCUCGGGAAGACAUACACCGACCGAGAGUUAGUGAGAAAGGUGCUGCGAAGCCUAUCCCCCAAAUGGCGUUCAAAGGUGGACGCAAUCGAAGAAGGUCGUGACUUCCAAACAACGACCUAUGAUGCUCUUCGAGGUAAUCUUAUUACCUACGAAACCACCCAACUCUCAAAGGUGGUUGAAGAGAGGAACAAGAGGUCUAUUGCUCUACCCGCAAGAACAUCAACCCACAACAACGUUGAUGAUGAAGAUGAUGACAGCGACGACACCGACCUCGGACUCUUUGUCCGAAAAUUCAAGAAGAUGAUGCUCAAGAAGGGAACCAAGAAGAACACUCCACCCAAAUGCUAUGGGUGUGGUGAAAUUGGACACAUCAAACCAAUGUGCCCAAAGCUCAAGAACGAGAAGGACAAGAAGGCACCGAAGAAGCAGCGUGCCUACAUUUCUUGAGAGAACGAUGGCUCUGGGAGUGAAGACUCGGAAACGGAAGAAGUGGCCAACUUGUGUCUCAUGGCCAUUGAAGAUGGUGAUACAUCAAAAGAGGUCACAUUGCACCCGUGUGCUUCACCAAAAUUAGGCAUUUUCAACAAACGCACACACAUCGCACAUAUGCUAACCAAAAAGGACCCAACAAUACAUGGGUACCUAAACCGUCUCCUUGAUAUCUUUUUGUAGGUGUGCUUGAAGGCUUCGAGUACCUCUUGGUAUCUCGAUAGCGGAUGCUCCAAGCACAUGACCGGAGACGCAUCCAAAUUUAGGAGUUUAGAGUAUUUCAAAGGUGGCAAUGUCGUUUUUGGUGACAACAACAAAGGAAGAAUCAUUGG